Messenger RNA from Nymphaea colorata (pocket water lily), 3053 nucleotides. RefSeq names its product mannosyl-oligosaccharide glucosidase GCS1-like. Gene Ontology annotation, molecular function: Glc3Man9GlcNAc2 oligosaccharide glucosidase activity. The record is from RefSeq and is a predicted model, not a curated record. NCBI's taxonomy places the organism in Eukaryota, Viridiplantae, Streptophyta, Magnoliopsida, Nymphaeales, Nymphaeaceae. Gene Ontology annotation, biological process: protein N-linked glycosylation; oligosaccharide metabolic process. The coding region runs from base 169 to 2712 and encodes 847 amino acids. The transcript is spliced from 23 exons. Gene Ontology annotation, cellular component: endoplasmic reticulum membrane.
UUCGCGGGGAGUCCGGUCGUUAAUCCCUGGCUCUUGAAAACCCGCCGGGAGACCCUGGAAAUUUGACCGAGGGAAACCGCGGGCUCCCCGUGGAGCAGGAGGGUUUAAGAGGCCAAGGGAAGUUAGAUCGGAAGUUGUUGCGCUGAGAAACCCUGGUCUCUGUCGUAGAUGGGCGGGGGAAGCCGAACGUCGGCGAGGAGCAGGGGUAGGGUGCCAGACCUAUCUUCGAGGCACAGCGAUGGCGAUCCGAGGCCGCGAAAAGGCGGGAGAGCGAGGAGAAGUCCUGGAUUGCUGAAUCUCUUGGAGUUUAACCUGAAAAUUGUCCUUGGGUUCGGCAUUGUUGCGUUCUCAUUGAUUGGGCUUGUGAUUUAUCGGCAAUUGAGGGCUGAUGAAUCCGUUCAGGUUCCUCGUUGUGUUACUCCGUUGCCCGCUCCAAAGAUGACGGAACUGCCACAGUUUCAAGGCGAUCACCGUGAGAGUUUGUACUGGGGAACCUACCGCCCACACGUUUAUUUGGGAAUACGGGCGAGGACACCGAGGUCUUUGAUUGCUGGGCUUAUGUGGAUUGGGGUCAAGGAUGGACGAUAUCAUUUGCGCCAUAUUUGCCAGGAUUCUGAUGAUCUUAGUACAUAUGGAUGGACCAAGCAUAAUGGCCGUGAUUAUGGGCAUCAAGUGUUGGUUGACCAAGAUCUUAUUAUUGCUACCAGCUUUGUGAAAGCCCAUGCGAGUGGAAGUGGCUAUGGAGGAGAUUGGGCAGUUCGAGUUGAGGCACAGUAUAAUGGGUCUUCCUUAACGGAGAUGCCAUUUGAAAAUUUUCAUCUUUUCUUCUAUCUGGCCGAUGAGGAAGAACAUGCUGUGAACAUAGACAAACUGCUCACAGGUUAUUCCAGGGCUGCUCGUUUGUCAUCUGGUUCACGUGAAGAUGUUGGAAUGUGGGAGCUACAUAUAAAUCCACAUGACAGUGCAGAAAUUCAUCAUGCUGGAUUCAAGACUUCUCACUUUCAUAACUUAACAGAGCUUGUCCAAGCAGCACUUGCAGUUGAGGCAAGAAGAAUGGGUCGCUUGCAGCUAUUUGACAUGUCUGAGGAUUCUUCAAACGUUGCUAUAUUUCAGAUUUCUGCGAAGCUGCCAUUAAAAAUGGAUUUAGUGUUUCUGUCUGGUACUGUUUCAGAGAUCUCAAGAGUUGAAGACCGUGUGAGCAGCCUGACAGGAACACAUUUGACCACUCUUCUGCACAAGAAGGACGAUGAAUUUGAAGAUAAAUACCAGAUAUGUUUUAACUUAUCGGAUAAGAUGGAUCUGAAGGCAAGAACAGCUGGCAAGGCUGCAAUUUCGAACAUGUUAGGAGGUAUUGGCUACUUUUACGGUCAGUCAGAGAUUGCUUUCUCAAAUGAACAUGCUCAUUCAAGCAGUGCAAGUUUCAUCCCUUACUGGCCAGCUGCUCUUUAUACAGCUGUUCCAAGUCGAUCUUUCUUUCCCAGAGGCUUUUUAUGGGAUGAGGGAUUUCACCAGCUUCUGAUUUGGAGAUGGGAUAUUGACAUUUGUCUGGAUAUUCUUGCUCACUGGUUAGAUUUAAUCAACAUUGAGGGUUGGAUUCCUCGAGAACAAAUAUUAGGUGCUGAAGCAAGAAGUAAGGUUCCUGAGGAGUUCAUUGUUCAGCACCCAUCACAUGGUAAUCCACCCACAUUGUUUCUUGUUUUACGAGAUCUGCUCGAAGCUGUCGAGAAAGAUAAAUUUACUGCUACUGAGAGCAGUCAGAUAUAUGCCUUCUUAGAUAGGGCUUAUGUUCGGCUUGAAGGAUGGUUUGAGUGGUUUAAUAGAACGCAAAAAGGGAAGGAUUCAGGCAACUAUUAUUGGCAUGGCAGGGAUAACAGGACAGUACGUGAGCUAAAUCCAAAGACACUUACCUCGGGGCUGGAUGACUAUCCACGUGCAUCACAUCCUAGUGAGGAAGAGCAUCAUUUAGAUCUAAGAUGUUGGUUGCUUCUAGCUGCCAAUUGCAUGCACUCCAUUGCAAAGUUUUUGGGAUCAAAAGAUAAUGCUCUGAAGAUAUAUUCCUCAAUUUCUAAAGAUCUUUCCAGCUUUGAGCAUCUCAAUGAGAUGCACCUAGAUAAAGCUUCUGGAGCCUACCAUGAUUUUGGAAUGCACACUGAAAAGGUAAGCUUGAGAUGGCGCGAAACAAAGGAACCAAGCAGCAGCUAUGUACAGAGAGAACUUGUUCGUGUUGUAUCGGGGGAACCAGACUUAAUGUUAGUUCCUCAUGUUGGUUAUGUCAGUCUUUUCCCCCUUAUGAUGAAAAUGAUACCACCCGCUUCAAUGGUUCUGGAAAAGCAGCUCGAUCUUAUCUCAAACCGGAGUAUCUUAUGGACAGACUAUGGUCUCCGAUCCCUCGCCAAAACAAGCUCAAUCUACAUGAAACGCAACACAGAGCAUGAUCCACCCUACUGGAGAGGUCCCAUCUGGAUAAAUAUGAACUAUAUGAUUCUCUCAGCGCUGCAUCACUAUUCUCAAGAAAGUGGACCAUACCAAAAAAGGGCUGAAGAUAUAUACAAGCAACUAAGGGAAAACCUAAUUAGGAACAUUGUUCGAAACUAUUAUGAAAGUGGAUACUUGUGGGAACAGUAUGAUCAGAGGAAUGGAAAAGGAAAAGGUGCACACCCGUUUACUGGCUGGACCGCCCUUUACCUUUUGAUUGUGGCAGAGGUAUACUGAACUCAUUCACAUCAAACCAUGGUAAGAAAAGUGGAGGAACCACAUCCAUUUAGUGGCUGGACUAGCCUUUACCUUUUGAUCGUGGCAGCAGUAUUGAAUCGGAUAUUUAUUCGCAUCAAAGCACGGUAAGAAGGGGAAGGUUUAUACACGUCCCUUUAGUAGCGGUCUUCCAUUAUUAGCUCCUAAAUUAUUGGCACUGCAGAGUUCUGAGAUGGCUGUACUUUUGGAUAGGAGUAGCUUAAUGCUGCUUAUUUGCAAUUUUUCUUGUAUAAUGAAGGUGAUUGUAAUGGCGUAGUCUCCCAGCAAUUAAACCAGUUUGGCGUCAAAACCUUUUUAUCUGA